This is a messenger RNA of Cydia amplana, 796 nucleotides long. Its product is annotated as androgen-dependent TFPI-regulating protein-like. NCBI's taxonomy places the organism in Eukaryota, Metazoa, Arthropoda, Insecta, Lepidoptera, Tortricidae. The coding region runs from base 48 to 782 and encodes 244 amino acids. The record is from RefSeq and is a predicted model, not a curated record. Gene Ontology annotation, cellular component: membrane; endomembrane system. The transcript is spliced from 5 exons.
GUGGACAUGUUUUAAUUUUAGUGUUUUUAAAGGAAUUAUAAAGCAUAAUGUCGAAACUGGGCUACCUCCGAAUGCUAGGUUACGUGACCACACUAACUAUGCACAUAGGCAAUUUAGUGUACGUAGGAAUGAAUCUGACAGAAGAUGUUCUAGAAGAUAAAAGAGUAAGAAUUUUUGGUGAGACGAGAAGAAGGUAUUUCACCUGCUGGACUUUCUUCCUUCACAUGAUAUACGCCAUAAUUGGGUUGACCUGCGAGAUCCUGUUAAUAAAAAACAGUAAUAUAAAGAACUACAGCCUUCCCAAACACUUGAAAGGAUGUAGAGACACCAUGUUUGCUGCUCUACUAUGGCCGGCUUCUCUGCUCGUGUUCACCGUAUUCUGGUCCCUAUUCCUAUACGACCGAAGCCUCAUUUUCCCCGACUUCAUCGACAAGGUGCUGACACCCACCUCCAACCAUAUCAUGCACACGGCGAUAGUCCCAACGGUACUGUGGGAGGUACUGCUGCAACCGAGAUUCGAACCCAGGUUCCACGUGAAGAAUGUUGCGCAUCUGGUUGUUUAUAUGUUGGUGUAUUUGGGAGUGUUCAUCUAUACCUACAUCGAGCGAGGUAUAUGGCUAUACCCCAUAUUCAAUAAAUUAUACGGAACGAUAUACUUUCCUCUGACUAUGUUGAUAAUUUUCGUUCUUUUAUUAACAUUUUAUCGCAUUCAGUGGACGAUUUCAUAUUUAAUCUAUGGUAAGGAGAAAACGAAAAAAGAAAAGGCGAAAAAAGUACGAUAAUUAAUAAUAAUAAG